Molecule: messenger RNA, 1773 nt
Organism: Papilio polytes (common Mormon)
Lineage: Eukaryota; Metazoa; Arthropoda; Insecta; Lepidoptera; Papilionidae
Gene: gny
Product: dolichyl pyrophosphate Man9GlcNAc2 alpha-1,3-glucosyltransferase
Exons: 1
Coding region: 122-1717 (531 amino acids)
Biological process (GO): protein N-linked glycosylation
Cellular component (GO): endoplasmic reticulum membrane
Molecular function (GO): dolichyl pyrophosphate Man9GlcNAc2 alpha-1,3-glucosyltransferase activity
Source: RefSeq, a predicted model, not a curated record
AACCAAAGAGCACCAACUGUCAAAACAUAAUGAAAGAUCGUCGCGAUAAAAAAUAUAUUAUCGUUUAAGCGCACAUACGUGUUUUUUUAAAAUUGUGCAUUGCUUUAUUAUUAACGACGCGAUGAAAAAGAACACAGAUAGGUUUAGAAUUUCAAAAGAUUAUUUAUUACCGGGUAUACUUUUCGCGUUGGUGAUUCGAUGGUGUGUCGCCGCGUACCCGUAUUCCGGCUACAAAUCUCCGCCGAUGUACGGAGAUUUCGAAGCUCAAAGACACUGGCAGGAGAUAACACUGCACACGCCACUAACCAAGUGGUAUAUUAACACGACUCAAAACGAUUUGGAAUAUUGGGGGUUAGACUACCCUCCACUUACGGCAUAUCAUAUGUUACUUCUUGCUUACGUUGGAGAAUGGCUGGACCCGGAAUCCGUACGACUCUUCGCCUCAAGAGGCUACGAAAACGAGAAUCAUAAAGAAUUUAUGAGAUGGACUGUUUUUUUAAGUGAUUUAUACAUUUAUGUGCCAGCUGCAUUUUGUCUUUGUAUAGAAGCACAGAGAAUCAAGGCUAAGGGGGACAAAAAUGUAUUCAAAAGGGUAGAUGUAGCUAUUACAAUUCUCUUGCUGUAUCCAGGUUUAAUAUUAAUAGAUCAUGGUCAUUUUCAAUACAACUGUAUAUCCUUGGGUUUGUUCCUUGCCGCAACAUUUUGCAUAUUAGCUAUAGAAAAUGAUAUUCUAGCAACUAUAUGUUUUAUGAUGGCGAUAAAUUACAAACAGAUGGAAUUGUAUCAUUCUUUGCCAUUUUUCUUUUAUCUUUUAAGGAAAUGUUUCAUAUCUGUUGGUUCCAGGAGAAGAAUCUUUACUUUUAUAAGUCAGUUUAAUAAGUUAGCAGUGGUUGUGGUUUGUAGUUUUGGUAUAAUAUACUAUCCUUUCUUGAGUUCGUGGGAUACCGUGUCUCAUGUCUUGUAUAGAAUGUUUCCGCUGAAACGAGGUGUGUUUGAAGACAAAGUAUCGAAUGUGUGGUGUUUUAUUAAUGUAUUUAUUAAGUUAAAAUCAAUUUAUACGAAUGAAAUGAUGGCAAAAAUAUGUCUGCUCACAACAGCUCUAGCUGUGAUGCCGUCUUGUUUAGAUUUGUUCAUUAGAAUUAAUAAAAAGAAGUUUGUUUUAUCCCUUAUAAAUGUAUCAUUAGCUUUUUUCUUGUUUUCAUUCCAAGUUCAUGAAAAAACUAUUUUACUCGUUGCUAUUCCUGUAGCCUUACAUCUUGCGGAUGAUCCUUUUAUGUGCUUCUGGUUUUUACUUGUGUCUAACUUCAGUAUGCUUCCUUUAUUCCUUAAAGAUGGACUUCUAUUACCUUUUGUAACAACUACAUUGAUUUAUGUGUUUGUUUAUAGUGUAGCGUUGAAAAUGGCAGAUAAUACAGCAGGUAUAUUAACAUUUAUAAAUGCGAAUAGAGUUUAUAGAACUGUAAAAAGAGAUGGGAAUAAAGAUUCAAUGUUUUUAAAAAUUGUCAGUCACUAUUUCUUCUUUUCUCUACUUGGUAUGGUAUUUUUAACUAUAUGCCUAAUUUAUGUAAAGCCUCCGACGAAGUUUCCAGAUCUCUAUCCAUUGUUGAUUUCUGUGUAUUCAUGUUCUCACUUUUUAUUAUUCUUUCUGUAUUUUAAUUAUCAACAAUUAAUUUUGCCGAAAUGUUUGCCAUUACCGCAGAAGGUAAAGGCGAAAUAAUUGUAUGGAAUACAUUAGUCUGCUUUUAAUUGAUUUAAUAAAAUUAUUGAAUAACA